CGGGUUGGAGAGGCCUCACUUCCGCGCCCAGCUUUGGGUUAAUUACCGAGGCGCGGAGAUACUGGCGAUGCCGAUAACGUGCAGAUCAACACCAGCCUUUCUGACCGCUGGCUUGACUGUUGCCUUCUCUGUGAACAAUGCGAUCCGUAAGAGUGUGUUUCUGCUUGUUUCCUAUAGUCCGCGGGAUAAAUGGCGACUUCACCCCAGCAGACGCCGUCACACUUCGGAGUUAACGUUGGGGCCAAAGACCCGGCUGCACCGAACGCCGCGCCGGAGCAUUUUCGAGAGGAGCGCGGCUGGGAGGGGCGCCACGGCCGCGAGGAGGCGGAGAGCGCCAGGCCGGCGCGCCUCGGCCAAUCAGCGUGCACACCGCCUGACAACCGUCCAAUUAGAGGGCGCGGAGCUCGGGGCCCGGAGCCCAUAAUACUAGGAAGGGGAGCAGAGGCUGAGUAUUGCAGCAAGGGGCGCUGCGCCGCGCGCAGCUGCGUGCGCCCGCCCGUCCCUAGAUCCCGAGAUCUGAGCCAGGCCAGGGCGGCCCAGCCUUCCCGCCCAGACUGGGUGAGAGGAAGCCGAAAGCAGCUUUAGCGGGGUGAAGCGCUCGGGGGUGCCAAGGACCGGUUAGAACUUUGCAGAGUCCGGGAUGUGCGGAGCGAGGCCGCUGAGGACUUGAUUCAUCUUCUCCAGACCCUUCUCCCCUGCUCCCCAUCCACUGGGCUCCAGGCCUCCAGCUGUCAGCCCCCGAUUUCGUGGCAGGGUGUGGCGACCCCGAUUUCUGUUUGCAAGCACAGCCAGCAGCCCAAGAGCCAGGUCUCAAGGCUGGAUAACUUUUGCCUCGGCUGCUGGCCCGGGCCUCAGAGUCUUGGAGGAGACUGAGCGUAGGCCGGAGCGGAGCGCAGUGCGCCAUGGCCGACCGGCCGGCGGCGGGCCCGGCGGCCGGAGACUGGGAGAUCGACGUGGAGAGCCUGGAGCUGGAGGAGGACGGCCGCGGGCCGCCGCCGCCCACGCCGCCCGGGCCCAGCCCGCCGUCGGCCGACGGGGACGGCGAAGACGACGAAGACGACGAGGACGACGACGACGCGGAGGACGAGGGCGACGGCCUGGACGCGAGCGCGUCCCCGGGGGGGCCGGGCGGGCCGGAGCAGCCGCGGGCACCACCGCCGGGGCCAAGCCCCGCGCCGCAGGCCUCGCCCGCGCCGGCCCGGGCCCCGGAGCGCGGCGCGAACGCGGGCGGCGGCGCGGAGCCGCGCAAGCUCAGCCGCACGCCCAAGUGCGCGCGCUGCCGCAACCACGGCGUGGUGUCCUGCCUCAAGGGCCACAAGCGCUUCUGCCGCUGGCGCGACUGCCAGUGCGCCAACUGCCUGCUGGUGGUGGAGCGCCAGCGCGUCAUGGCCGCCCAGGUGGCGCUCCGGAGGCAGCAGGCCACUGAGGACAAGAAGGGGCUUUCCGGGAAGCAGAGUAAUUUCGAGCGCAAAGCCGUGUAUCAGAGGCAAGUCAGGACGCCCAGUUUGCUGGCCAAAAGCAUUUUAGAAGGCUACCGCCCCAUUCCAGCCGAGACUUAUGUGGGAGGGGGCUUACCCCUCCCUCCCCCGGUUAGUGACCGGAUGCGGAAAAGGCGGGCCUUUGCCGAUAAAGAGUUGGAGAACAUUAUGCUGGAGAGAGAAUAUAAAGAGAGGGAGAUGCUGGAAGCGUCCCAAGCUACUGCCUUGUUCCUGCCCAGCCGCCUGGGGCACGGACCCGAGUACAGCUCCUACCAGAGCGCCUACAGCCCCACCCCAGUGGAGACGGCAAACAAAGACUUCUGCAAUUUCCUGCCCACCUGCCUUGAUCUCACCAUGCAGUAUUCAGGGUCUGGGAAUAUGGAACUCAUCUCUUCCAACGUCAGUGUGGCCACGACUUACAGGCAGUAUCCCUUGUCCUCGAGAUUUUUAGUUUGGCCCAAGUGUGGCCCCAUCAGCGACACUCUUCUCUAUCAGCAAUGCCUGCUAAACACCACCACCUCGGUUCAAGCCCUGAAGCCCGGCACCGGCUGGGACUUGAAGGGAGUGCGGGUCCAGGACGGACUUGUGGCAGAACACGACUUGUCGCCCCCCAAGCUAGAAGGCUCGCUGCUGCUGCCUCACCCUGUGGAGGUCCAGACCUCAAGAAGUGACCUUCAGGGUCACCAGGCCGUCCCCGAGAGGUCUGCAUUCUCCCCACCCAGACGGAAUUUCUCUCCCAUUGUUGACACGGACUCCCUGGCAGCUCAAGGGGACGUCUUAACCAAGAUCAGCAAAGAAAGCGCCAGGCACCCUCCGCCACUUAAACAUAAUCCAUUCCACUCAUUAUUCCAGCAAACUCUUAAUGACAAAUCAGGUCCUGAGUUGCAAACACCAUUUGUCAAAGAGGCCUUUGAAGAGGUCCCUAAGAAGCACAGGGAGUGCCUAGUCAAGGAGAAGCAGAAGUACACAUUUACAAUAGACAGAUACGCCAAAGACCUUUUCGUAGCCAAACAAGUAGGAACAAAACUGUCUGUGAAUGAGCCGCUGUCAUUUUCUGUUGAGUCUAUUCUUAAGAGGCCUUCAUCUGCCAUCACUCAUGUCUCUCAGUGAAAGGCUGCUUACAGGGAAAGCUGGAUUUUCUGCCAUCUCAGAGGGUUCUUACCAGUUGCUAUCUUUUUUUUU
Lontra canadensis (Northern American river otter) is the source of this 2660-nucleotide messenger RNA. RefSeq names its product doublesex and mab-3 related transcription factor 2 (gene DMRT2). The transcript is spliced from 4 exons. The coding region runs from base 903 to 2588 and encodes 561 amino acids. The record is from RefSeq and is a predicted model, not a curated record. Gene Ontology annotation, biological process: sex differentiation; regulation of transcription by RNA polymerase II. Lineage: Eukaryota; Metazoa; Chordata; Mammalia; Carnivora; Mustelidae. Gene Ontology annotation, molecular function: DNA-binding transcription factor activity, RNA polymerase II-specific; RNA polymerase II cis-regulatory region sequence-specific DNA binding. Gene Ontology annotation, cellular component: nucleus.